Molecule: messenger RNA, 1194 nt
Organism: Penicillium pulvis
Lineage: Eukaryota; Fungi; Ascomycota; Eurotiomycetes; Eurotiales; Aspergillaceae
Product: Aminotransferase class IV
Exons: 3
Coding region: 1-1194 (397 amino acids)
Biological process (GO): L-leucine biosynthetic process; L-valine biosynthetic process
Cellular component (GO): mitochondrion
Molecular function (GO): branched-chain-amino-acid:2-oxoglutarate transaminase activity
Source: RefSeq, a predicted model, not a curated record
AUGACAACAGAACAGUCUCCAUUGAUGAUGGCAGCACCACCUUCUACGUUGGCGGCCUUAGACGCAAGCAAGCUGCGGGUUACUCGCAAUCCCAAGCCAGCCGAGCUGCCCAAUCCCGAUAACCUGCAGUUUGGGAAGAAUGUGACCGACCAUAUGCUUCAGGUACAAUGGUCAGAGUCUCACGGCUGGCACGAGCCUCAGAUUAUUCCAUAUGGUAAUCUGAGCAUUGAUCCAACCGCCGGUGUCUUCAAUUAUGCCUUCGAAUGCUUCGAAGGCAUGAAGGCAUACAAAGACGCACAGGGCCGACCGCGACUAUUCAGACCAGAAGUAAACAUCGCACGCCUGAACGAAUCUGCAGCACGAGUAGCACUCCCAACAUUCGAUUCUACCGCAUUCCUGGCUCUUCUGUCAGAGUUCGUGGCCAUGGAGUCUCGGCAUAUACCCUCUAUUCGAGGGUACUCGCUGUACCUACGCCCAGUCCUAAUCGGAACUAAUCCAGGCCUGAGCGUCUCACCACCCACCACCGCGCUGCUAUACGUAGUCGCAUCGCCCGUCGGCUCUUACUUCAAGGAUGGAACUAAAGCCAUCACGUUGGAAGCGGCGAAUAGCUCGCAAUGGGUGCGUGCGUGGCCGGGUGGCAGUGGGUGCCACAAAGUCGGGGCCAAUUAUGCCCCCUGCAUGAUGGCGGAAGCAUGGGUCCGACAACGGGGAUCAGAUCAGGUUCUUUGGCUUUUUGGGGAAAAUAAUCUAGUAACAGAAGCCGGGACGAUGAAUCUGUUCGUGGUUGUCCGCAGACCGGACGGGGAUCGCGAACUCGUGACGCCGCCAUUGGAUGGCACGAUCUUGCCAGGUGUUAACCGGGAUUGUGUGCUGAGGCUGGCACGGGAGAAGUUGGAGGGACAUGGUUGGGUAGUCCAAGAGCGGAGUAUCUCUAUGAGUGAGUUGGAGGCCACUGCUGUGGCGGGGAACUUGGAGGAGGUGUUUGGUACCGGGACUGCGGCAGUUGUCAGCCCAAUUGGGUCUAUUCGGUGGGAGGGACGUGAGAUUAGCUGCGGAAAGUCAUCCGUGCAGGAGAGUGUGGCGACCAAGAUGAGGAAGUGGAUCGAAGCUAGACAGUAUGGUGAAGAUGAGCAUGAGUGGAGUGUUUUGAUUGAUGGCCUUGACCUUGCCAAGAGCCCUGAGGCGAAACUUUGA